Caenorhabditis remanei is the source of this 765-nucleotide messenger RNA. RefSeq lists its product as uncharacterized. Gene Ontology annotation, cellular component: core mediator complex; mediator complex. Gene Ontology annotation, biological process: regulation of transcription by RNA polymerase II. The coding region runs from base 1 to 765 and encodes 254 amino acids. The transcript has 5 exons. The record is from RefSeq and is a predicted model, not a curated record. Gene Ontology annotation, molecular function: transcription coregulator activity. Lineage: Eukaryota; Metazoa; Nematoda; Chromadorea; Rhabditida; Rhabditidae.
AUGCUACCGGGAUUUGGCACGCAAACAGUCAGUCCAUUCCCAAACCCUCCGGAAUAUGCGACUGCUUAUACCAGCGAUCGAAUCGAUAAUGGCUCCGCUCCACCGCCGCCACAUGCACUCACCGAGUUCAAAGUUUUUGGAGAAGAAUAUCGAUUAGGAGAUGACGUUAUCGCGCCUCUGAAAGAUGCUAAUGUGGAAGAGCUCUACAAAAACAAAAAUAAUUGGAAGGAAGAAAUGAAGAAACUAAAUAGAUCAGCAAUAUGCGCAUUCUUCGACCUUGUUGAAAUUUUGAUCCGAGCUCCAGAUCAUCCGCUCCGCGAAGAGAAAAUGAUUGAUUUGCACACAAUAUUCAUAAACAUGCACCAUUUGAUUAAUGAGUUCAGACCUGUUCAGGCUAGAGAUAGUGUCCGGAUCUUACAAGAACGACAAAUUGAGGAACUGGGCGAAAUUUGCGAUAAUUUCAGAUCAUAUCUGGCAGAUGGAAAAGAAGUGAUUGAAGAUCAAUUCAAGCUGGUGACUGGAAAACUACCUCCACCUCCACAGCCAUCAGAACUCAGUAAAGUGAGACUGCAAGAUGGAGUACUCCAUGAAUUGAUUGAAAGGAUUAAAAUUUCUGAAGAAGAAGAAGACGUCGAAAUGAAAGAAGAAGAAUCAGAAGAGACAAAACGACGAAAAGUCUUGGAAGAUUUGACGAGAGAAGAUGGACCACCUAGUGUUGUGCAUCUUUUGACUCGGCAACUUCAUGAGUUUGAGUUGAAAAAGUGA